CACAAAAACAAUAAUCGGUGUGCUGUGGCGGCGGCGGCAGCAGCAGCAUCACUGAAUCAGAACCACCGUUGUGUGCCGUUACGGGUGGCCACCAACAGUUGACAGCUAGCGCCCGAUCGUGUCGGUACUAUUCAGGCCAACACUCUGCAGUAGAAGCACCGAAGCCACCAAAGAUGGGACUGCCGCCGUUUUUGAACUUUUUCAACAACAUCCGGACGCAUGCCACGUUCGUGGGUGUGAUGGUGUCUCUGGAUGCGGCCGUCACACUGCUGCUCAGCUUGGCGUGGUCGCUAGAGGAAGACAAGCUUCCAGACAAUAUCAAGCAGAUGACCGCUCUGAAGGAAGGCAUCCUUGUUAUGGGCAUUGUGAAUUCACUCUUUGCACUCCUGUACUGGAUCGGAUAUCUCAAGCGUCAACGGUGGUGCCUGACAGUGUUUAUCGGAUUUAUGGCCAUUGCGAUCACGCUUCAGUUCAUCGGGCUGCUUGGCGCGAUGCUGCAGCUGAACUUCGUUAGUGCGUGCGUAAUGCUGAUCGUGCUCGCCAUUAACGGGUACGUGCUGCUGGUGGUGCUGCAACUGCGUAAAGCCAAUGCUGAGUUUACCAUGCCGCAACAAGGUGUAUACGGUGUCUGAAUGUGUGUGCCUAUCCCGUGAAGCGAUUGUUAUAGUGCUGCAGCUUGUAGACGUAGCACCGUAGGCGUAUCGUCGAUAAGACAGCCAGUAAUUACGAAUUAAUAUAACAGUUGAGUUGAGUCUAGCAAUCAGAGCCUAGCCCAACGAAAUAAGCGUUUAAUAAGGUUCUUGUUCCUGUUCCUGGGAUGACGCAUCCGGGAGCAGGGGGGGCUUCUUAUCGGCUCAUCUCGGUCGCACAUUUCAACCGCAAUUAAGCCAAUCCAAACAAAAAAAAAGGAGUCAAAGAGAAGCUGCUUUGAAGUUGACGUAAAGCUACGCAAAACCAAAAAAUCCAUUCAAACCCCAUGCACUGAGUGUUUUGCCCUUAUCAAACGGUAAACGUUCUUUUAUUUUUACCUUCGACUGGCACGGCGAUAAGUUGCUAAUCAACUAUUACUGAUGGAUUCGUUCUGCGCCGAGACUGUGCCGCCGAGAAUGUGCAAAGAAUGAACGGUCCCGUUUAGAAUGAAUCAAGCAAAGAAGGGGCUAAUUAGGCGCGUGCGUCAAUGAUUGACAUAAUAAUGAACGCUUUAGUUUUGCUUUUGCAUCCAAUCAUCCAGACAUUCAAUCCAAUUUACCCACCAUAGCCAAAUAUUCAUCUCAAAGCGAAACGAAACCAAUUAUUAGCGAUAAAGUAAGCUGCUGUAACAUGAUUUUUUAAGCAAAAACUAACGAUAAUCUGUCCUUAAACAUCAUCUAGAUGAGCGAUUAAUGAGAAUAAAAAAAACGGAAAGUACAAACAUA
Messenger RNA from Anopheles arabiensis, 1415 nucleotides. RefSeq lists its product as uncharacterized. The record is from RefSeq and is a predicted model, not a curated record. NCBI's taxonomy places the organism in Eukaryota, Metazoa, Arthropoda, Insecta, Diptera, Culicidae. The transcript has 4 exons. Bases 174 to 632 code for a protein of 152 amino acids.